Strongyloides ratti is the source of this 1164-nucleotide messenger RNA. Its product is annotated as Aspartic peptidase family and Aspartic peptidase domain-containing protein. Gene Ontology annotation, cellular component: lysosome. Gene Ontology annotation, molecular function: aspartic-type endopeptidase activity. Gene Ontology annotation, biological process: cell death; proteolysis. Bases 1 to 1164 code for a protein of 387 amino acids. The transcript has 3 exons. NCBI's taxonomy places the organism in Eukaryota, Metazoa, Nematoda, Chromadorea, Rhabditida, Strongyloididae. The record is from RefSeq and is a predicted model, not a curated record.
AUGAAGGUAUUUCUUACUUUUUUUACUUUAAUUUCUAUUACAUUUGCGGUAGUGUUUGAACAUCAACUUUUAAGAGUUGAAUCUAAACGUAAACGUUUAAUAAGAGAAGGAAAAUGGAAAGAAUAUAUGAAACAAAAAAAUUUAAUGCAACUUAAUUAUAAAGAUCAAAUUUUAAAUUCUGUUUCUCAACUUGUUAACGAUUACGAUGAUAUGGCUUAUUUUGGAAAUAUAUCAAUUGGAACGCCACCACAAUAUUUUUCUCUUAUUCUUGAUACUGGAUCUUCAAAUCUUUGGAUUCCAGAUAUUACAUGUACUGAGUGUAACAGAAAACAUAAAUUUAAUUCUUCAAAAUCAACAUCUUACAUUAAAAAUGGAAGAAAAUUUGGAAUUGGUUAUGGAAGUGGAUCUGCUUUUGGAUUCCUUGGAGAAGAUACUAUAGCUUUUGUUGGAGAUAAUGGACAAUUUUCUAUACCAAAAACAACUUUUGCACAAGCUCAGAGAAUUUCUCAGAAUCUUAACCAAAAUCCUGGUGAUGGUAUUCUUGGUCUUGCCUUUCCCGCUAUUUCUGUUGAUGGUGUUCUUCCACCAAUAUUUAAUGCUCAAAAGCAAGGUCUUCUUGACAAACCUAUUUUUACAGUAUAUCUUCAGCAUAAAGGACUUGUUUAUGGAAAACCAGGUGGUACUUAUACCUAUGGAGAUAUUGACACAAAAAAUUGUGGACCAGUAAUUGCUUAUGAAAAGCUUUCUUCUUCUACUUACUGGAUAUUUAGAGUAACUAGUUUUUCUAUUGGAUCUUUCCAGAAUUCAAAAAAAUAUGUUACAAUAUCUGAUACUGGUACAUCACUUUUGGGUCUUCCACAAUUUAUAGUUGAUGGUAUUGCUAAGACAAUCGGAGCAGAAUUCCAUAGAGGAUAUGGAAUGUACACAAUAAAAUGUUCACAAACUUUUCCAGAUUUAAAUUUAACUAUUGGACAACAUACUUAUUCCAUCAAAUAUGAUAAACUUGUUGAUCAUACUGGUGUGGGAGGAAAUAUGUGUAUUGUGGGAAUGUUUGGUAUAUCAGGAAUGGGUAUUCAAGUUAUUCUUGGAGAUCCAUUCAUUCAAAGUUAUUGUAAUAUUUACGAUUUUGGAAAUAAACAAAUUGGUUUUGCUUUACCAAAAUAA